Messenger RNA from Rotaria sordida, 1590 nucleotides. The record is from the annotation of a GenBank genome assembly. Lineage: Eukaryota; Metazoa; Rotifera; Eurotatoria; Philodinida; Philodinidae.
AUGGCAACAUUUAUUAUUGAUAUGGCUAGACUUGAUCCACAUAUUAUUCGAAUACAUAUUGAUCAAAUAACUGAUUUAUUAACAGCAGAAAGUCAUCAUAUUCGUGUUGCAGCUUUAACAGCAUUUUGUUCUGUUAUUGAAAAACUUCUUUUAUCAGAUGAUUUAGAUGAUGGACAAAGAAAAAUGCGUAGUGAUCUUUUACAAAUAUUACGUGAACAUGUAUUUGAUGUAACAGCUUUUGUUCGUCAACAUUGUUUACAAUUAUGGAUAUCAAUUGUACAACAAAAAAAAGAUUCAACUUGUGCAGUUCGAAAAGAUGCAGUAACACUUAUUAUGCAUAUGGUUCUUAAUAAUUUUUAUUUUGUUAUUAAUUCAACUCGAGCUCAAUUUGAAGAAAGACAAAAUGAUGCUGAAACACAACUAGAUGAACUUCGUACAGAACUUGAAAAAUUAAAUAAAAAUAAAAAUGAAGAAAAGAAAAUUGAAAAAAAAAUUCAAUCUGAUGAUGAUGAUGAAGAUAAAAGUAUUAAUGAUGAAAAUGAAAUGAAAGUUAAUAAUAAUCAAGAAGAAGAAAGUGAAAAAAAUAAUUCAAAUGAAGAUCAAUCACUUGGAGACACUCUAAAUCGAGUUAAAAUUGAAGAACAAAUAAUGCGAGUAGAAGAAAUUGUUAUUUUAUAUAAAGAUGGUCUUCGAUUUAUGGAUUUAAUUGAACAAGCAAAUCGACAUGUUGUUAAUUUACUUAAUUCUCCUACAUUAGGUAAUUGUAAACACGUACUAGAUUUUUUUGUUAAUCUUCGUCGUUAUCGUCUUGUGUUGGCAAAUAUUGAGCAAAGUGUACGUUUAAUGUUUAGUCUUAUUUGGUCUCUUGAUAAAUCGAUUUGUGAAGCAAUUACACAAGCUUUUGUUAAAGUCUAUUUUGAUGUUGCACCAACUGUUCCUCCACCACGUAUUUCACUUCAUCAAGCUCAUGCAAUAAUUCGUGCACUUAAAGGUGCAACACUUUUUGAAGAAUUAUGUUUUGAAGAAAUUCUUAAACAAUUAAUAAAAGGAAAAAAAAUAGCAACUGAACCUAUAACUAAAGCUUUAUGGAAAUUUUAUAAAGCACCAUCAGAUGAUAAUACAUGUGUCAUUGCUGAAAAAAUUCUUUCAUUUAUUGUUGGAAAUGAAGUUAGUUCAAAAUUAAAUCAUAUAACAGAUCUUAUUCAAGCUAAAGAAAAAAAUCGUCGUUUUGUAUAUAUUUCUUGUUUACUUUUACAAUUAUCAGCAACACCAAAAAAAGAUGGUGGUAAUGAUAAUGAUCAAAAUCAAUUAUCACAACAUCAUUCUCAAACAAAUGAAAAUUCAGCAUUAAUCUCUGUUGAAAUUGUUUAUUAUGUUGAUUGUACAAUUAAAGAUGAACUUUUACGUCGUAAAGAAGCUAAACAAUCAUUAUCAGAUAAUAAAAAAUUACAACAAAAAACAAAUAAAUCAAAUAAAAAACGAACAAAAUGUAAAACAUUAGAUGAAGAUGAUGAAAAUCAAUCAACAUCAAUUAAUGAUACAAUUAAUAAUUCAUUAAAUCUUACUGAAAAAUUUAAAUAUUUUAAAUAA